UUGGAUGAAAAAGAAAGAAAGAAAGUCCCCCUGCACAGCAGAUGAAGAGGGGGCUGUGUGCUCACAAAUCACUCCACAGAGGGAGAAAGAGGAAGGCAGAACUUGCCAUCGAGCACCGCUACUUGUUGUUGCCUGUCUGAGGCAGCGUGAGUGUUGUUGUCUUCCUACCGCUCCGCUAGUCGUUUAUUCAAAGAAACUAUGAGCCUCAAAAAGUUUGAUCGAAGAAUAUAAAGACGGAUAAGAGCAUCCUGAAGGAAAGGAGACUGCUGCCAGUAACAGAUACCGAGUGGAGGAUGAUGGCAGAGGGGCGUUUUGCCAGCCUUCCCAGGACGCUCCACGCACAUCACACACUGGGAGGCAAUUCCCAUGUCGAUGACCCCAGCCUCGGCGCUUCAAGUGGGAGUACCUGCCACUCUAGGAAGCUGCAAGCCUCCGUUGCCUCCUCCAUGGAUCUUCUCAGCUCGAAACCAAGUCUCACUCCAGGGUGUAACGGAUUGGAGUUCCCCGUGGCUUAUUACCAGCAUUUAUCUAUUCAUGGAACGCUGCCUCGACGUAAGAAGGGAGGCUCCAGCAAUACCUGGGACCCAAGAGCAAAACACACUCAGCCAGUAAAUAGCAGAAGUUUAACAGUGUUAGCUGCACAAGUCCACCAGCCAAUGACCUCGCCGCUGGUCCAAAAUAUUAUCGACGACUUCUGCAGUUACAGGGAGCCCGCUGUGGGUGUGGAUGCCACUGUGGACUAUGUCAAGUUUUCCCAAGAUCAGUUCAUCCUCGACGAUCCAUCAGAGAAGCUUCGCAGAGAGCUGGAGGAAGAACUGAAGAUGAACAGCGAAGAGCCAAGAAGUCAUGCUUGGUACCACGGUGCCAUACCUCGGCAGGUUGGCGAAAACUUGGUCCAGCGAGAUGGAGAUUUCCUGAUUCGUGAUUCGUUGUCCAGUCCUGGAAGUUACGUUCUGACAUGUCAAUGGCGAAAUACAGCCCAGCAUUUUAAAAUUACCAAAAAGGUUGUGAUGUUGAACGAAGCCUAUUCAAGGAUUGAGUUUCGCUUGGAGCGAGAAAGUUUUGACAGCAUUCCUGCUCUAAUACGAUAUUACGUUGGCAACCGAAAACCUGUCUCUCAGGUGGUAGGUGCCAUUAUAUUCCAUCCCAUCAACCGCGCACUGCCAUUGCGCUCCUUGGAACAUAAGUACGGACUGUCUGGUAACCAUCGAAAGUCAGAAUUGGUCGAACAGGAACGGCGGCAUCAGAAACGGCUCAGCCUCAACAUUGCCAACGGACAAAUUCAAGAGAACACGCACAGCGUACACGAUGGUGCCCACUACCACAAUAAUGGAAUGAGUAGAGGUAGCCAGCCAAGGUUGAAGGAUCGUUGCGGCAGUCAACCAGCGAGUCUAAAUCAGCUUCCAGAGAAGCGGCGCCCACUUAAAGCACACCAAUCAGAGAGCUUUCUACCACUUGGAACCAAACCUCAGAACCACCUGCCCUCAGACCCCCUUCCCCUCAGCCCAAAUGCCAAGUCUCCUGUGUUUCGGACAGGCAGUGAGCCAUUGCUGAGCCCGUCAGUCCAACGGAGGUUGGCUACGCCCCAAACAGGCCAACCAAUCCGUGGCUCUGACAGCCAGCUGUGUCCUAAGCCUCCACCCAAACCCAGCAAAGUUCCACUGACACGCUUGCCUCACUUCCAGUGCCUUCAGCUCCCAGGUCCCUCUUCGGGCUCCACAGAGCCCACCAGCCCCAGCCUGUCGUUACCCAUUCUGGACUCCACAUGUGAGGAAGCUCUUGUUUGUCCAUGGAGGAUGGGAGGUCCGCUGAUAAAGUCUUUUCAAGCAGACCUGCGAAGCUCUUCCAGCAGUGCACUUCCACACAUUCAGUAUCCCGAAUCUGAAGCGAUACCAGGACGAACUAAAUGCCAGGCACCCACUUCUGCAGACCUGGAACAGAAUGACCCAAACCUUCCAAACUUUAUUCCGGACAACGCCCAUGAACUUGAGAAGCUGUCAUGCAGCUAUGUUGAGAGAUUGAGGCAAGAAGGUGAGGACCUCGAUGAGGUGGGAGGCCAGAGAGGACUGGACAGAAGUUCCUACCAUCAUGCCAUUGAGGCGUUAGAAAACAGCAGCGAGGAACAAGAGGAGGACACGGGGAGGGAGGAGCAGGAGGACGAAAAGAGGAAUGUGUUCCUGAGGCCCGUGGUGGAGACGGAGUCCACAUUCCGACCAACGGAGUUCAACUCGCGACUUCUGCCCGCUGAAAAUAAACCGCUGGAGAUGUUGGUUUUGAAGAGAGCCAAGGAGCUGCUGCUGAGCCACAACCACCACAGCAUAGCUCGACACCUGCUAAUGGCUGACUGCCAGGUGGCAAGGAUACUCGGAGUGUCGCCUGAGCAAAGAGGUCAGAUGGGCGUUGCUUCUGGCCUGGAACUGAUCACCUUGCCACAUGGUCAACAGCUGAGGCUGGACCUGAUGGAACGACACCACACUAUGGCGAUAGGCGUCGCUGUCGAUAUUCUGGGGUGCACGGGCAGUGUGGAAGAGCGGGCGUGCACUUUGAAUCGGAUUGUCCUGGUCGCAUUGGAGUUGAAGGACACUGUCGGUGACCUGUUUGCAUUCACCGCCCUGAUGAAAGCUCUGGAACUGCCCCAGAUCAGUCGCCUGGAGGAAACGUGGAAGACUCUAAGGAGGAACUACACACAGACUGCAAUUAGCUAUGAGAAAACUCUAAAACCUUUCUACAAGAAUCUCUACGAGGGAACAGCCCCUUGUCCUGCUGUGGUGUGUGUUCCACUCCUGGUGCCGCUCCUCACCUUGCUGGAGCGUCCUUCCAUCCCGGCAGAGGGGGCGGAGCUGUGGGAGACCAGCGACCAGGGCUGUGACAUCAUGCUGCGUCACCUCGAGGCCGCACGCCACGUGGCACAUCAUGCUCAAAGCUACACUGAGAAUGCACAAACAGUCAUGCAUGGUUUCCAAUGCGAUGAAGACCUGCUGGAGGUGUUCAAGACGGACUUUCAGCUACGGCUGCUGUGGGGGAGUCGCGCCGCUUCAGUCAACCAAUCGGACCGCUACAGCAAAUUCAAUCUCAUCCUCACUGCCUUGUCAAGAAAGUUGGAGCCCCUGCCCAAAAUACACACUUUAAUUUGACUUCCAAUGGACAGCAACAAACAGAAUGUAUAGGCUUACAGACUGCUUCACUUUAGCCAUUUAAUGUGACAUUGGUGAGAAAUAGAAGAGCUAAAACACUCAUUAGCAAAGACAGGGGAAGGGAGAAUCUGAAUCAGGUCCAUUCUUUGUUUUUCAGCUUAUUUUCAUCUAAUUUGAUCAAUAACGGUAGAUUCCUGUAAAAAGGAAAAUUUAAAUUUUUUUGUGUUGCAAAUCCUGAAACUGACAAUGAAUUCUAUUUUCAAAAAAAUUUAUUGAUAAUUUAAAAUUGUAGGCAUUUAUAGUUCAUGCAUUUUUUUAUUGACAGUGAAUGAUGGUGGCCCACUGAAAUUAAUUUCUUGCAGGAUCCUUAAGACAUAAACAGGUUUAUAAAAAACUUUAUGUUGCCCUUCAAACCAAUGUAUUGAUCAAAGGAUAUGAAAACAAGCGUUACAUUUUGGGAGGAGGCCAGCAUAUCUACACUACAUACAGCCAGACAAAAUAUUCCGACAAAUGUACAGAUUCAUUUUCAAAGGUUGUAAACUAUAACCUGAACGACUUCAUUGCCACUCAAUGAUACAACGUAAUGUUACGAUAGAGCUCGUGCACCUACGUCAUAAAAUCACGUGACUUGUUUACCUUGCCAUAUUGCCAGUCAAGCUAAGCAUUGUUUAAUGCUAAGUUGGUUGGAGACGACACGGAAAUAUGUCUUGUAGCACGACGCCCAGAGUUUUGUCCGAUAUCGUCAGACAUUUAGAAGGUGAAAAUAAAUGACGGUACGUGGAAAAAUUAGAUAAACUCGGCAUAGAGGACCCGUAUAUAAUACUGAAAUUGAUGUUUUUGCCAAUAAGAAAUUGGACUGUUAAUUCGCUUUCGCUUGUCUUGGACAACUGGAUAUACACAUGGAUCUGGUGAGUAAGUCAUCGAGAUUUACACAGAAAAGUUUGAAAGCGUAUAAAAGUCUGGACGCAUUCGAAUACUUUGCUGGAUCUGUUCUUAUCAGAAAUACAUCGUACAUAGUGACGCUUUUGACAGCUCGUGGACGCGGAAGUGUGUUUGGCAACACGUUAACCAUUGCCUGAAUCCAUUGAUCUUUUCAGCUAGUAUUCAAUACAAAUACCAAUAUUUAAAUAAAUGACUCCUGGUUUUACAGAAACUCACAUUCAUUAACUUUGAUUUAAAAAAUAAAGAGGACGGAGUUGUCUCCACGGAACGUACACUGAAGCAAUUGCAGUCACACUUAACCUCCGUAAACCUCUGCGACAGAUAGUUUUUUUUUAAGAUGCAUUGUUCUUAAUGAGCCAACUUGGCGUUAAAAAUACUUUUUGGGUAAUUUGAGAUUGAGAAGAGUAAUUCCUACCUUAAAUGAAACAAUCGCAACACAGGUGUGUGUAUUUUGGUUAGGCACCAUCCGUCAUGUUUAAUUGCCGAAAUCCAUUGAUAUUUUCUGGUCUUUUCAGCUGGUAUUCCAUAGAAUUAUCUCUUUGAAUAUCUGUCUCGUCUGUUGUGACAACCAACAGCACAACAGAUCUCGGGUGUUGUAAAUAUUGUCCUCCGGUUCAAUGUCUCCCACAAUGUCGAGGAGCUCUGUUUGACCAGCAAUAUGGCGCCGUGAAAAUGGUGACGUCAUGUGCAUGAGCUCUAUAAAAUGGUAUUUUAGUGAGGCUGAUCUUGUGGUAGCUAUUGUGAGCAUAAUGUGCUGUUUGUUCAUCAUUUCCACUUCGAUUGUCAUGUACUGUAUAUGUUGUGUUUCACAAAAUAGUUUCCCCUCCAUUCCUUCAAUGAUGUGUUGGAAGUAGCCAGAAUAAGAAAUGCUUUAACUUGGUCACUACUUGUGGAUUGUAAAUUUACAAAGAACCUUGUGCGUCUUUGGAGUGCCACGGCCCUGUAAAGGCACUAUGAUGAAAAUGACAAAGACGUUUUUGCACUUUUUUUUUUAAAAGAGCAGACAUAUGUGUAUAAAGUCCAUCAAAAUAGCUAACUAAAACCAACAAAUAAUUGUGUAAUAAUUGUUGGACUCUCCUGAGACAACAAAACCACCAAAAACUAAAUGGGCCCCCAACAUGCUUGAUAAGUGAAACCACAUGAGUUCAAUUCAAAAUGUCUAAAACAGUUUGUGUUUGUGUGUAAAUGAAAUGAUGCGGAAGUAUUUUAAGUUGCACAUACUGUAAAGCAUUCACUCCUUUGUUUUGUAUAUAAUUGAGGAAGAAGAAAAAAUAUCAAUGAAUUUGAAUGUUUAUAUUCUGAACUACUGUGGUAAGCUUAAUAUAUAUGGUACAUUUCUGUGGAGUUUGUAUUUGCAUACAUCAUAGAAAUGCACAGCUUGGAAAAGUUGGCUCCAAAAUACAUUCAUUCUGAUUCUUUACAUGAGCAAAAUUUAUAUUAAAUAAAACAAUCAAGGUAGUGUAUAAAUAGUGCUAAUAAAAAUAUGGAAUUUACCAUGAAGCAAUUAUUGCUCUUUUUAUGGGCUCCAAGGGAUUUGGACCAUGGACUCAAAAAUGAAAAUUGGUCAAAUGUGACCUACCAUCUUAUUAUUAUCAAAAAAUGAAGCACAAAAAUGAGUUGAUAUGAGACUUUGAUUUGGCAUUUGGUUCUAUAUAAAUGAGAUGUGAAUAUGUUUGAAGGAGGCCAUCAAAAAGAGACAGCAAAAGUGUAAGGUGGGGAAGGCACUGUCCAGAUCUCUACCCAAUAGAGCAUGCUUUUUACUGAAUGAAGACUGAAGUGGAGGCAGCAAGAAACACAACCAACAAACAAGUGAAGGUGGUAGUGCAGUAUCUGCAGAACGCCUGAAGGUCCAUUAGAAAUUGACCGCAAAUGCGUUCCAUCCAAAUCACAACGUGGUCCAAAUAUUGUCUGAAAAUGCAGGCACUCAUGCAUAAAAUGUCCGCAAACCCGAAAUGCUAAGUGCAACAUCACAAUCUCUUGUUUUAUUUCACUUGCUUGCUCUUGUUUCAGGAUAAAUACAUCUGGACACAGCUCUACAUACUACUGAUGAGUCAGUAAAGAGUCAAAUUUGGUCAUUGUAGUCAUUUUGUAAUAACAGACUGAAACCAAAAGUAUUCAUUCUUGCUGGCUUUAUUUCAGCAAUAUUUUACGAGUUGAAAAAGGCAUUUAGUCCACAAAAGUGUCUGACAACAUUCAAAGUGUAAAAAAAAAAAACAGUGUGCAUGAGAAUGGGGGCUGGGGGGAGUACUGCCUUUGGUUAUAACAACAAAUACAACGUGGUAUAAACACAGAGUAUGAUCAGGACAUGACAACCUAAGUAGUGUACCUAUGUGUUUUGAUUACUGAGACUUUACUUUGAAGGGUGGUUUCAUCAGUACAUUUACAAGAAAGAGGACAGUUAUCUGUACAUGGAACAUGGAUUUUACAAUGCCUCCAGGACUAACAAGAUGAAUACACUUCAAAUCAAAGCGAUGUCAAGAGUAUUGUGAAUGUUUUUACUGCAUAGUAGCAGUACUUUGAGGAAUUCAAUAAGUGGUGCAGUUUAUAUAAGACCAUGGUCCGAUUCAAAUCAAAUUUAGUAAAACCGAUUUGCUUAUAUAUACAACUGUAUCUUGUGUUCUGUAUAUUCAGGAUAAUUAUGUAUGAUGAAGAAUCACUGAUGGUGUCGUGGUACACAGGCCUGCCUUUGUUGCGGGCAGUGUGGGAUCAAUUCCAGCUUAUAUCUGCCCUGCGACUGACAGUUCAGGUUGUAGUCUGCCUUUCGCCUGAAGCUAGCUAGGAUAGGCUCCAUCUUUCCCGCAACCCUUGUGAGGAUAAGCGGCUUAGAUAAUGCCAUGACAUGGCAUUAUGUAUGAUUCUCUUCAUAAAAGUCACAUUAAAAAAAAGUGAGAUCUUGUAACAGUUGUAUAUUCCAGCAGCAGGUUCAAGGACGGAAAUACACCUAUGAGUGCAUUAAUUUAGUUUACAUAGUAAAGUGAAAAAAUAAGCAUCACUGCAACAAUUGUGAGUGUAAAUAACUAAUUGCUGUUUUUUUUUUUUCAAGAAAUACAUUGAAAGGAUUAGAAUUCAACCUAAUUUUGCCUCUCUGCAGAAAAUUUAUUGGCAACGUUUGGACAUUGACAUUAGCAACUGGAAGUCAAUUAAUAUUUGUUGUUGUACAAAGAAUAUGAUGGAGAAAAUGAUUUGUGCGAAAUUUCCUUUCAAUAAUAUAGCACAGAACAAUUCUGUCAAAAAUGUAUUUUUCUUCCUAAACUGAUACAGCAAGUAGCAUUAUGCCGCAAGUUUUUUUUUUUUUUUACAAUUCCACUGAGUAUUACCUGACAAGGAGGGGUCAAAUUAAAGCUUCAUCUGCAGGGUGGCCUGAAGGUAAUUAGGGGCCACAGUAAGAAAAUAGAUAUUUUGUACUUCAACCUUGAGACACAUUGAAAAAUCAAUUGUUUUAUAAAGAGGUGGCUACAUAGAUUAAUAAGGCUGAGGGAUGUUUAAGUAGCAUCGAUAGCAUCAUUAUGCACAGUUCACAGUUUCAUAAAUAAAAAGAACACAUAUUGGUCAAAUAUUAUGGUUACGUUCAGCAACAUUAUUUGUCAGAAAAAGGCAUUACAGGGAAAUUGAUUGUUGUGAAUUUGUCAACU
Syngnathoides biaculeatus (alligator pipefish) is the source of this 7708-nucleotide messenger RNA. RefSeq names its product BCAR3 adaptor protein, NSP family member (gene bcar3). Gene Ontology annotation, biological process: positive regulation of peptidyl-serine phosphorylation; small GTPase-mediated signal transduction. The transcript is spliced from 17 exons. Gene Ontology annotation, molecular function: guanyl-nucleotide exchange factor activity; phosphotyrosine residue binding. Lineage: Eukaryota; Metazoa; Chordata; Actinopteri; Syngnathiformes; Syngnathidae. The record is from RefSeq and is a predicted model, not a curated record. Bases 294 to 3134 code for a protein of 946 amino acids.